This is a messenger RNA of Leguminivora glycinivorella, 1228 nucleotides long. It is a transcript of the gene Eip63F-1, whose product is annotated as calcium-binding protein E63-1. Bases 479 to 1045 code for a protein of 188 amino acids. The record is from RefSeq and is a predicted model, not a curated record. The transcript has 7 exons. NCBI's taxonomy places the organism in Eukaryota, Metazoa, Arthropoda, Insecta, Lepidoptera, Tortricidae. Gene Ontology annotation, molecular function: calcium ion binding; enzyme regulator activity.
CCACGCGACGGUUCUUUACGACACAUCACUCGUUCCAAACACAUUCGGCUGGCAUCUCGAUAUAAUUCCAUGGAAUGAGCGAUUCGUGUUGCCACCGCACCCUUCUAUUUCGAGAAGCACGUGGUCAGCGAGGCCGCGGACCCUCGAGCCGUUAGUGUCGCCGCCGUAAUCGCAGAAAUAAAGCGGAUUCAGAAUUAAAUUUAUGGAGGUAGUAAAAAAUAUAAACAAGUUUAUUAUUAGAGUGCUGAUGGUUGAAGCUGGGUCGCAUCGCUCGGCCGUGAAUUGUCCGAUGGUGGCGAUCUACCGAAAUACCCCCGCGUACAAAGGCCGGGAGACCGCACUCGCGUCGCGCCCGACCGCACGACACAUCACGCCGCAGACCUCACUCCACUCCACACCUGUCCACGACUGCUGAGACACUUGGACACCCGUCGGCUGACAACUUAGGUACAUACAAACUCCUUGAGAAAACACGGGAAUGGCGACUACGUCAAGAAGUAGGAGAAAGCAAGAAGAUGAGAAGAAAAGCAAGAAAAGACAAUCGCCGGUCGACGAGCGGCCGGUGGUCCCCGCGCCGAGUGAAGCCAUGCUCAACAAUCUCCGCACAGCAUUCGGUCUGCUAGACCGGGACAGUGACGGGCACGUGACGCCCGAAGAGCUUCAGUUCAUGCUGCGGAACCUCGGCAUCGAGGUCAGCGACGACCUCAUCGGAGACCUCAUAAAGGACGCCAGUCGGACGGGUAACGGCCUAAUAGAUGAGAACGACUUUAUGCAGUGGGUGACAAAGAUACAGGCGAUACAAGGGAUGGACGUCGGUAACAGCGGUGGGGAUUCCGAAGAGGAAAUCACGAGGGACCUGCUCGCCGCUUUCAAAGUGUUCGACCGCGACAACAACGGCUACAUAACACGAGACGAGUUACGGAGCGCGCUCGAGAUCAUAGGCGAGCCGGUCACGGACGCGCAACUGAACCAGGUGCUCGCGCUCGGAGACAUCGACCACGAUGGCCGGAUCGACUACGAGGAAUUUGUGAAAAUGCUGUUGUAAGUUCGUGGAAGGAAGACCUCACUAGGGAUUACGGUAGAAUAUAAAGACAGCGUCAAAGCAAGCGCCGCUCGCUUCGUGCGUUAUUCGGGGUAUAUCCCAUUUGUACUAAAUACAGACAGAUGCCGUCAUAUUGGUAUUAGUUCGCAACAAGAUGGGGAUCUAUAAACGAAAUAAAAAUACAAA